CCUCCCCCUCCCCCCGCAGCCCCCGGGAACAAGCCGGAGCUCUAUGAGGAGGUGAAGCUCUACAAGAACGCCAGGGAGAGGGAGAAGUACGACAACAUGGCCGAGCUCUUUGCCGUGGUGAAGACCCUGCAGGCCCUGGAGAAGGCCUACAUCAAAGACUGCGUCUCUCCCAAUGAGUACGUCCCAAGGGGGGGUUUUGGGGCAGUUCUGGUGGUUUGGGGGCAGUUCUGGUGGUUUUGGGGUGAGUUUGGGUGGUUUUGGGGUGGGGAAGGCUCCCGCUCACCCCAACCCUUCCUCCUCUCCCAGCUCUUCAUCACGGUGAUGGACAAGCUGCGCCUGGAGAUCCGCGCCAUGGACGAGAUCCAACCCGAUCUCCGGGAGCUGAUGGAGACCAUGAACCGCAUGAGCCACCUGCCCCCCGACUUCGAGGGGAGGCAGAAAGUCAACCAGUGGCUGCAGACCCUGAGCGGGAUGUCGGCGUCGGACGAGCUGGACGAUUCCCAAGUGAGGCAGAUGUUGUUUGAUUUGGAAUCUGCCUACAACGCCUUCAACCGCUUCCUCCACUCCUGAAAAUCCCAGUUCCCUCCCAGUUCCUGCCCAGUUCCCUCCCAGUUCCAUCCCAGUGCCUCCCAGUGCCAUC
Messenger RNA from Calidris pugnax (ruff), 640 nucleotides. RefSeq names its product vacuolar protein sorting-associated protein 28 homolog. The annotation marks the transcript as partial. Gene Ontology annotation, cellular component: ESCRT I complex. The transcript has 6 exons. Gene Ontology annotation, biological process: protein transport to vacuole involved in ubiquitin-dependent protein catabolic process via the multivesicular body sorting pathway. Lineage: Eukaryota; Metazoa; Chordata; Aves; Charadriiformes; Scolopacidae. Gene Ontology annotation, molecular function: protein-containing complex binding. The record is from RefSeq and is a predicted model, not a curated record.